Messenger RNA from Salmo salar (Atlantic salmon), 1829 nucleotides. Its product is annotated as C1q and TNF related 2. Lineage: Eukaryota; Metazoa; Chordata; Actinopteri; Salmoniformes; Salmonidae. The record is from RefSeq and is a predicted model, not a curated record. Gene Ontology annotation, molecular function: protein binding.
AUUGAAUGUUUUAAUUUAACCUUUUAUUUAACUAGGCAAAUCAGUUAAGAACACAGGGUUGUGCUUGUCUCAUCGGUGAAACUUAAAACAGGAGGGGGGGGCUCCUCUACAUGCAUAAUCAUCUGAUUCACAAACCACAAGUUCUACAUUAACUGGUUCUUUGCAUGCCCAUUAUUGUGAGGGCUCAAUCACAACUUUAGCAUGUGUUUUAGUUUGUCAUGCAUUUAUUCUGUGAAGCAUUGCACACAGUGCUUCCACCCUUUUCUUCCAGCUGUGAGAUCUUGAUGAGUUUUCUCCGGUUCCUGCCACGGUGUCUGGACACAUCUGCUACCACCAUGCUCCAGCUGUCUCUGAUGGUGUGUUUACUAUCCAUCACCAUCACUACCUCCCAGUUCCAGACUACACACCCCUUGUACAAGAAGGGCCACAACUUCACCAUCCAUUCCUCCCAGCUGGUGUGUAGUCUACCCGGGCCUCAGGGGCCCGGUGGCAACCCAGGGGCCCCCGGAUCUCCAGGGACUAUGGGUCCCAUGGGUACCCCAGGGAAGGAUGGCCUGGAUGGGGAGGAUGGAGAGAAGGGGGAGAGGGGUGACAGAGGUGAACAGGGGAGGUCUGGGAACCAAGGUAAACCCGGGGUUAAAGGUCGUGAGGGAGUGGUGGGCAAGCAUGGACCCCGAGGGCUGAAGGGCGCACGUGGGGCCCCAGGUCUGGCCGGGCUGGGGGGCACCAAGGGGGAGAUGGGGGACGCAGGUGAGACAGGGGCUCCUGGGGGCUGUAACUGCGGCACCAACUCAGCCCGCUCUGCCUUCUCUGUUGCCAUGACCAAGAGUUACCCCAAAGAGCGUCUUCCAAUCCGGUUCAAACGGAUUCUACUCAACGAAGGGAACCACUACAACGCCACGACUGGGAAGUUUGUCUGCUCUGUCCCUGGAGUCUACUACUUCACUUAUGACAUCACAUUGGCCAAUAAGCACUUGGCGAUCGGGCUGGUACACAAUGGGCAGUACAAGAUCAAGACGUUUGACGCCAACACUGGGAACCACGAUGUGGCGUCCGGUUCCACGGUUCUUCGGUUAGAGCGUCAGGACCAGGUUUGGCUGCAGAUCUUCUACUCUGAACAGAAUGGGCUAUUCUAUGACCCGUUCUGGACAGAUAGUCUGUUUACUGGGUUCCUGAUCUAUGCAGACCAGGAGUAUCUGAACGAAGUGGAUAGGAAAGCCAAUGAGGAUUCAUCACCUUCAUCCUGAUGGGUUGAACUACAAUGGCACCAGUUUUUGCUUCCUUGCCCAUUUGGGAAGAAAAUUCUGUCUGUUAUCAUUGAAAUCAUAGCUCAGCCAAUUUAUACUCAGUUUGGGGCAAUGAUACAAUUCACUUUUUUAGAGAACAUUUUAAUAAGCCUUCUGUAUUAUCUUUGCAUAUUAUUGAAAAAGCUAUUUCCUAUAUUGACACUAGGUGGCACUGAGUCGUCUGUUGCCCAGCUAAUACUCAUUGCUUAUUGUUUAUGAACAGAAUUGCAUUGCAUGUUAUGGCUUAUUGGAUUGUUAAUGGUGGAGGGAAAUGAGGGAAAGGAUUUUAUUUUCACAUUCAAUCAUUUUUGGUGCUGUUUAUAUUCAGCAAUAAGGAGAUGUUCCUAAAUGCAACUAACCCUCUGUCUAAAUUACAUGAGAAUGCACUGUUAGUGUUACAUGUUAUUAAAAAUAGUUUCUUUUGUGUUAUAAAUCAUAUUAUAGUAAAUUUUACUAUGUGCUAAAGGAAAACGUUUUUUUUACACACGUCACUAGAGAAAGUUUUUAUAAAGUGAUUUGAAAUAAAAACUUGAUUUAAUCAUC